AUGAAGAAGUGGAGGUUUGGGGGGCACAGGAGACUUGAAGAGAUUGCCAAGCUUGGAAAAAGCAGGCAUCCUAUUCAGAAGCAGAGUCCUGUCAAACAAUUCAGGAACUUCUCUGAGCAAACAGUUACCUCAGCAGGUCUAUUAACAGAGCGCGCGGCUGGCAGCAGGGGACCCGGCGUGUCCGUGGGCUGGAAGUCUCGCAACUCAGAAGAUAAAAUAACUGUCCACUUCAUAAACCGUGAUGGUGACAAACUAACAGCUGAAGGGAAAGUUGGGGACUCACUGCUAGAUGUUGUUGUUGAUAAGAAUCUAGACAUAGAUGGAUUUGGUGCAUGUGAAGGAACUUUGGCAUGCUCCACUUGUCACUUAAUCUUUGAAGACCACAUAUUUGAGAAAUUAGAUGCAAUUACUGAUGAGGAGAUGGACAUGCUGGACCUAGCCUAUGGACUGACAGAAACAUCACGUUUGGGCUGCCAAAUCUGCUUGAAGAAAUGUAUGAACAAUAUGACUGUUCGAGUACCCGAAGCAGUUGCUGAUGCUAGACAAUCUAUAGAUAUGAGCAAGAAUUCGUAAAAUAAAACUUACUAGGAGCUUUUCAUGACAUUUUAAACUAUUUUUAUAACUUAUUUCUGAAUGUUUAAAUGUGAUCUUACAUAAUCAUGGGAGUUAUUUUUUGACUAUCAGCGUUAAUUUUCUUUAUGGAACCAUUUAUUUUGAUUCUUAAAAAGAGGUAAUAAUUUUAACAUGUUAAAGGUGCACUGUAAAAUGUUAGUUUAUACUCAGAAGUCAUUUAUUGAUUUUGCUAUGUUUUCUUUUUCAACUGUUUGAACACCAGCCUUUUUCACUAAAAUAGUGGUUGUUUUUUUUUUUUUUUUUUUUAAUGGAUUCAAACCAAACCAUUUGUUUUUUAGGGUUUCAAACCUAGAGACAUUAGGAUACUGAACAUAUGACAAAUGUAGCAGUUUUUUAGUUUAAUUUCAUGUGGCAUAUUAGAAGCAUGUGUAUCCAAACAGUGCUAAUUUGCUGGUUGGUGGUAUGGUGUUUUCACAGCAACUGGAAAUAAAAUUAGGAAGAUGA
Messenger RNA from Pelodiscus sinensis (Chinese soft-shelled turtle), 1077 nucleotides. Lineage: Eukaryota; Metazoa; Chordata; Testudines; Trionychidae. The record is from RefSeq and is a predicted model, not a curated record.